This is a messenger RNA of Penaeus indicus, 411 nucleotides long. RefSeq lists its product as uncharacterized. NCBI's taxonomy places the organism in Eukaryota, Metazoa, Arthropoda, Malacostraca, Decapoda, Penaeidae. The record is from RefSeq and is a predicted model, not a curated record. The coding region runs from base 1 to 411 and encodes 136 amino acids. The transcript has 3 exons.
AUGAAUCUAAGAAUACAAAUAAAAGACAGUAUCGGAUAUCUUGUCAUCAAAAUUGCGAGAUACACGAAGACCAUUUUUAAAAGGGCAUUGCACGGCGCGGGAUCAUCAGGAACUACCACUACAACUAUCGCUACCACUACAACCACUUUAAUUACCACUACUAUAACAACUACCUCUACAACUAUCACUACCACUACAACCACUAAUAACCACAACUAUAACAACUACCACUACAACCACUAUAAUCACCACUACUAUAACAACUACCACUACAACCACUAUAAUUACCACUACUAUAACAACUACCACAACCACUACAGCUAUAAUCACCACUACUAUAACAACUACCACUACAACAACCACUACAACCACAACCAUUACCUCUACCACCACUCCUCUCUAUUUCUUUAA